Molecule: messenger RNA, 516 nt
Organism: Ilex paraguariensis (yerba mate)
Lineage: Eukaryota; Viridiplantae; Streptophyta; Magnoliopsida; Aquifoliales; Aquifoliaceae
Source: the annotation of a GenBank genome assembly
AUGGAUUGGAGGGCAAUAACAUUACCCACUAAGCUGUCCUUACUAUUGCUUCUAGCCAUGUUUAUAUGCUCACAAUCUGAAACAGCCCAGCUCAAAGAAACCAACAUGAUCCUACAUUUCCAAGAUUGGUCUGCAGGAGCAAAUGCCACCGUUGUCCCGGUCACCGGCAUUCCCGGCCACCUUUGGUCCUUCGCCGACUUUGGAACUAUUUUUUGCACUGAUGAUCCAAUAACAGAAGGCCUUGAAGGGAGCUCGGCUCAAAUUGCAAGGGCUCAAGGCAUCUAUGUGACUUCCGCAUUGGAUGGUUCAAAUACACAUGUAUUGAUAUCGAUCGUGUUCACUAAUAAAGAGUACAAUGGUAGCACCUUGGAAAUACAGGGUUCCAGUCGACAAUUUGAGAAGGUGAGAGAGGUUGCAGUGGUCGCUGGAACUGGAAAAUUCCGAUAUGCAAGGGGUUUUGCUACCUUUGAAACGGUUUAUUUGGACAUGACAAUUGCUUAUGCAGUGAUUCGAUGA